AUGACUUCCCGCUCGACCUGGAUUGAACGAGACUCCCACGGCCGUCCGUACUUCGUUCGAAGCAAACCCAGACGGCUUUCGACCCGUCAACUCUUGGUUCAGGCAUUGCUUUCCUGGAAAGAGCGCUCAUUGUUUUCUCUCAGGGAUUCGCGUCAAAACCAUCAUAUCCAGUACCAUCCUGGCGGAAAGCCGCCCGAGCUGCCUGCGCCCGCCUCCAAUAGUCCUCAAUCUCCGCAGACAUCCGAUCGUCCGCCAACACCUAGCCCUCCGCAAAUGGCUCCUACUUCACAAGGCCAGCCACAACCUGUCAACAUGUACUUGGUGCCACCGCAGCAGCAGAACCCAGAACCACCAAGCUCCUACGUCCAGAACAGCAAUGCUGCAAAUCAAAACCGCCCUCCCUUUCAACCACCAUUCAUGCCAUAUGUGCCCCCUCCUAUGCAUCUCUUGCCUCCACAUAUACCGCCAGCUUUUCCGGGGCCGCCGUUUCAACAGCCGAUGCCGUUCCCUAUGCAGCCGGCGCCGUUUCAUCCACCUCAUGCUGGGCCUCCUAGCGUAGUCCCGCUAGAGGUUCCUGAACAACGAUUUGCCACAUUUCCCAAUCCAUCAGAUUUGAGCACCCCAUUCGACCGGGUCAACUCCCUACCAAGACUGUCUGUCGGAAGUGUCGAGAACGAGCUACUGAUUCUGAGGACGAGAGCAGCUCCAGCUCGCAAUCACCCAAACGACGAUACCGGUCACAUGGACGAAGAUCCAGAAAUCGAUCCAGACACCGGCAAAAGAGACACAACUCCCGGAGGAGAGCUCGGUCAGUGGAACAACUCAUUAUUUACGACGAUGACCGUUCAAGAAGACGAGUCAGGGAUGCAGACUUUUACAGUGACGACGAAGAGCACGAAAGUCCAAGAGGUGUACGAGCUUCAUCAAGGCCUCUGCCGCAGAGCAUGCGCCAGCGCCGUCGAGAACAUGCCCGCACGGACUUUCCAGCAGCUCAGCCCACGACAUAUGCUGGUGAAGAGGAGCAUCACGUUCGACAUGCCCCAUAUCAACCUAACCCACGACCAUACUCUCCACAACAAGGGCCAACUAACCAUGCACACUUUCAGGCUUAUCGACGUCCUGGAUAUGAUGGAGAAUUCGAUGACGACGACGGAGACCACGGACGCUCUUACAGACGUAUGCGAUCGCGAUCCAAUUCAAGGCAACAAAACAUAGAAGAGGGGACUUGUCAUAGUACAGCUGUGAUACCACAUCCGGACGAACGUGGCCGAAGACAUAGGAAGACCAGUCCAGAACAGCACGACCAUGGAUGGGUGCAUGCGCCGCGCCCACCACCAAUUCGUUCGUCUUCGCUCGGGUCUUUGGAAGGGCCUGAUGUGGGUGGUGGCUUGCGCCACGAUGUCUCUCUUGGGAAGGUACGACGCCGGCGAUCGAGAUCUCGACCGACAGCCCGCGAAAUGGGCGAGUCAAGCAUGAUAAGCCCCGGAGAUGCAUUCACGCUCAUUGAGAGGCACGCAGAUCGACCCACUCCUGAGGAAUAUGAGCAGUAUGAUAGCGAAGGGAUGAGAGUCCGGGUACGCGAGUUUUGAUGGUGCAUAGUGACAGCUGUCACGACGCGGAGUGCAGACUCUUGCUGUGACUACUUGAUGGGUGGCAGGGUUGUCGAGCACCCAGCAACGUCUGCAAUGCGCAGGGGCUCAGCAGCGAAAUGGUGGUCUGACAUGUUGCUUCGUGGAAACCACCAUAAUCGAC
Molecule: messenger RNA, 1752 nt
Organism: Exophiala xenobiotica
Lineage: Eukaryota; Fungi; Ascomycota; Eurotiomycetes; Chaetothyriales; Herpotrichiellaceae
Exons: 4
Coding region: 1-1215 (404 amino acids)
Source: RefSeq, a predicted model, not a curated record